UAAAGCAUUCCACAACUUUCCGAACAGACAGAAUACAAACCCGUGCAUUCUGUGCGAAGUUCCGACUUCAAGAGGAAAUGAAAUGCAAGUAAACGUAUCGUCAUUUGUCUUACUACCACCCCUAACUUUUUAUAAAACAGUAACGGACAGUAUUUUUUUAUUAUUUUUAUUUUACCCCUGUCGUGUCAGGACCUAGUCUGUCCCAAAAGCACGGUGAUAAUUAUCUCUACCGGGGCUUGAGGUUCGUCGUCUUAAGGAGGAGCUACAGACAGGGAGAUCCUACGGGGAAGAGAAUCUGCUUUUGAAGAAGGAACAAAGACAGAGGGAAGUAGAGGCAGACAACAGUCAGCCCGGCAGACACCACUGGGGCUGCGUUCUCCACGCUUGCUAAGGAUGGGAGCUGAGCCAUAGGGGGACAGGCAGCAGAAGCAGCCCUCAGAGGAUGUAUUAACAUUAGCAAAAACAGACAAAAAAAACAGACCAGAAAACCAGCAGCAAUAAAGGCACACCAGGGGACUGAAAUAGCCUUCUGCUUACACGUAUCAUGCUGACAGGGCAUGUUGUCGUGAAUCAUAAUAUCGGAUCGCUUGCCUUUUUCUCAGAGGUCGGGGAGACGAUUUCAGUGAAGAUUGCUGCUGGAAUAUUAUUGGCAUCGGAGUUGUGAGGCCAUCUCCGAUUCAGUAGCAAUUAAAAGAAAACUGAACUAAGACAAAGUGAACUGGUGAAAUAAAAAAGAGCGGAAGAUGGAGCAGGGAGAAGAGAGGCUGACAGCGAACGACAAGGGUCUCAUCAGGGACAGCUGGGAGAGACUGGGGAAGAACAAACUCCCACAUGGGACUGUCAUGUUUGCCAGAUUGUUCGAGCUGGAGCCAGAGCUGCUGAAGCUCUUUCACUACAACGCUGCCUUCAGUAGUGUGCAGGAGUGCCUCUCCAGCCCGGAAUUCAUUGAUCACAUUAGUAAGGUGAUGCUGGUGAUAGAUGCUGCAGUUAGCCAUCUCGAUGACCUGCAUUGCCUGGUCGAAUACCUUGUGAACUUGGGUCGGAAGCACCAGGCUGUCGGUGUGAAAACCCAGUCAUUCAAUGCUGUUGGGGAGUCCCUGCUCUAUAUGCUGGAAUGCAGUCUGGGACCAGCUUACAGCAUGGAGCUCCGAGAGGCCUGGGUUACCCUCUAUGCCAUCGUGGUGGAGACAAUGAGCAGCGGCUGGACAGAAAACGGAGAGAGCAAGAGCGACUGAAGGGAGGAGAGAACGAGAGCGACUGAAGGGAGGAGAGAACGAGAGCGACUGAAGGGAGGAGAGAACGAGAGCGACUGAAGGGAGGAGAGAACGAGAGCGACUGAAGGGAGGAGAGAACGAGAGCGACUGAAGGGAGGAGAGUGAACUCUGUGACCUAAGGGGGGUGUAGUUUACGUCGCUGUUCUAGGCUCACUGUGUUACUGGGGCUCUUGCACUGGCUGUGCAUGAGAGAGAAGGAAGAGGGAUAUUAUGAAUUGUUUAACAUUGUUUAAUUAUUUUCUCAAAGGUAAUGCUGCAGGGACAGGAUAUGUGCGGCGAUCAUAGUUAGAGCCGCCACAUUCUGAAGAAGGAGUGUUGCUGGGAAGCCUUCAUUGUGGUUUUAGUUUGUUUGUAUAUAAGAGGCCGGUCUGUAUCUAAUAGCUUGGCCCAUGCUAGGUGAGCAAACUUCUAUGCUGUUCCUUAACAGACCAGCGAUCCCAGUUCAUGGGGUUGGGAUUGCGGAGUACACUUUAUAUAAAUAGCUUUUACAGUUUAAGAAUUUAACGUUAGAGCUGCAUAUAUUAGAAAUAUGAUCAGGAAUUGUGAACUGUGUUGCACAGCUGACACAGAGUUCAAAAUUAGACUAAGUUAUACCAGACUGUUAUAAAAAGAUAAGAAUUGUGACUUAAUGCUUUUUUACUCUUGUCUUUUUUUAUUAUUUAGAGUAGGCUGUGUUCGACAACCUUAUUUUUGAACACUGAUGAUUGAAAAUGCGUAUCUCAAUUUGUUGUGCGUAGAGAAUUGGUAAUAGCAUGCCAUUCCUUUUUUUCUCUGUACCUCAGCUUGUACGAGGGUGUAGCUCCAGUAUCUGUGUGGUUGCCUCGUGUUAAUGAAGGCACAAUGUCGAGCUGUGUGGAACAGUUACACAGUAACCCCUUCUCUGUGAAGUGCUGAUUAUUCUCUUGUUAAAGAUUCAGUUUUGCUUCAUUAACCACUUGUGCUAAAGGUACUACAUUUAGUGUAUAGCAUAACACCCAGAUUCCUUCCUUUCUCCACCCUGCAGCUGUGGACAACAGUUUUAUAUCACCCUAUAGAAUUCACUCAUUUUGCUUUAACAGUCCUAAUACGGUCAUGCAACAUGCACCUCUUGGUACACCAUUUGAUAUGGAUUUUAAAGCUGUUCCUGUUUCUGCAUUCAGGUUCCUCAGUGCUGAGCUGAAUUAGCUCACAAUAUCAAUAACCUUACCAUUGCAUUGCACCCUUUUGAACAGACAUGCUUUUCCUAAACAUUAGUCCCUACCCUUAGCUGGAUUUAUGAAACAGCAACCUAUCCAUACACAUUUAUUGAAUUGUAGGAAAGUGAUCGUGUAUCUCGGCUUGUGGUGAUUUACAACCAGUGCUUAGGGGUGUAAACUAAAGAUUAUCAGUACUUCAUCCAUUGAGAGAAAAGAUCACACUGUGCAUUUUAAUGAGUUGCUGUCAGAAGAAAUCUCUACAGAUUUUCAGCAACCGUUUUUUUGAAGAUGGUCUCUAUCCCUAUACUGGGUUGGUAAAAUGCUUACUUCUCCUGAAUGAUUUAACACAUUCGACAGUCAUUGCUCUUUCAACACAUUCUCCAGAUCCAAUGCUUUCUUGACUUGGUUUUUAUCAUAUUCUUACUGCAUGUUGCUGUACUUUACUGCCAGCUAUUUGUUUUUCUGCAGUUACCAGCAGCUAUGAAAAAUGAAUACCAACCCCAGUAGUUAUCUGUCCUGGGUUUUCGGUUGUGUAAAUUAGUCUCAUGUGAAUUGCAGACGAAAUCUUUGUACUGCACAGAUUCAACGAUACAAAAACAAUGCCAAGGUAUUUUUGGUAACUAUCUACACCUAUGCUAAUGUGGCUUAGUGUUUUAUAAAGUGUUGUAUACUGUACUUGUUGUUAUCUUUGAAAGGGUGAUGUGCAUCUUUGUCUUGAGCAUGCUUAUCCAAAGAAAGCAGCAGUGGGAUUGCAGAUAGAGACCAGGCCUUCCCUUUACUGCGUACUGUGGAUGUAUCUGUCCUACAGCUCACAGCAUCACUACACUUUACACUGUGUAUUUACCCCGUGGUUACUUACUACAUGCACGUGUGCUCGCACAUGGUUACAAUGUACUUCAUGUGUCCCUCUUUCUACACCUUAUAACCCUAUCCCUUUUCUGAUACAAUUCUGUAUGUCCAUAUAUGAAGUACAUUGUAACUAUGCCUCAUGACAUUGUAAUUAUGUGUAAGUACACAUGUAUUUGCUAAGUAACUACUCUGUAAAUACACAGUAAUUAGAGACACUUCCUGUAAAGUGUUUCCAACAACAUCUCCCUUCCGAGAGCCAUCAGCCCACGUAUUUCACAGCUGUAAUCACAGGCUCAGUCAGUGUAAAGAGAUAUCUGUGUGCUGCCUGGAUUUCUAACUUUUGGUCUUGUGUGUGUGUUUUAGCAGUGUGCUCAAACCCUUGAUAAAGCCAAUCUCACUGCUCUCGGCACUUUCCUAAGCAUGCCCAGUCGACAGGAUGCAAGACUCUCCAUUGUGAUAUAGAAGUGUUCAACUUUCUGCCUUGUCUUAAUGUCUACCUCAUCUGUUUUGAACACACAUUGGUCUUUGCCUGAACAUUUUUGUACCAAAAGCAUAUACUAUUUAAUGACCUUUGACUAUUCAAAUUAUUAGCUCCUGGUUCCAAACUUGUUCAGCUUGGUAAAUAAAUCUGUUGCAUUUUUAAAUGUUCUGUAGUGUACGAAACCCACCUGUUUCUUCGCAAAUAAAAAUAAUUUCAUGUA
Molecule: messenger RNA, 3999 nt
Organism: Acipenser ruthenus (sterlet)
Lineage: Eukaryota; Metazoa; Chordata; Actinopteri; Acipenseriformes; Acipenseridae
Product: neuroglobin-like
Exons: 5
Coding region: 744-1235 (163 amino acids)
Molecular function (GO): heme binding; oxygen binding
Source: RefSeq, a predicted model, not a curated record